Molecule: messenger RNA, 1234 nt
Organism: Aspergillus saccharolyticus JOP 1030-1
Lineage: Eukaryota; Fungi; Ascomycota; Eurotiomycetes; Eurotiales; Aspergillaceae
Product: Gfo/Idh/MocA family protein
Exons: 6
Coding region: 182-1234 (350 amino acids)
Biological process (GO): NADPH regeneration
Cellular component (GO): cytoplasm
Molecular function (GO): oxidoreductase activity; nucleotide binding
Source: RefSeq, a predicted model, not a curated record
CACGAUACCCACCCCAACAUCCACCAAGCGGCGCAGAAACCGGUCGAUAAAGCAAUUCCUGACGUUGAUGCGGGCACUUUACCUCCGCUCGCACGAACAUAAAUUCCCAGUAGUGAAACCAUAGAGGUGUUUUCUCUUCAACCGUACUCGCUGCAAUCGCCUCAGGAAAUAGCACCACACAAUGACCAUUGGAGUUGCCUUCAUCGGCGCAGGCCUCUUCGUCAAGGACUACCACCUGCCAGGAGUCCAAGCCACGCCUGACCUUGAGCUGAAAGCCGUCUACUCUCGCUCGGUGAAAUCCGCCUCCAGUAUCGCUGCAGACCAAAAUUUGGACUGCUACGCCGAAGAUGCGGAUCAAGGUCUCGACCAGCUGCUCGCGCGAGAGGACAUCCAGGCUGUGAUAAUCGCCCUUCCCAUCACCCAUCAAGCCCAAUACGUCCGUGCCGCCCUUUCAGCCGGCAAACACGUCCUCUCCGAGAAACCCAUUGCAAAGGACCUUGCUGAAGCGACCGCCCUGCUAGACUGGUACCACACCACCAUCCUACCUGCCGGUAAGGCCACAUGGUCCGUGGCCGAGAACUACCGUCACUUCGACACUCUCCGCCACGCGCGUGCCCAGCUGCAUCGGCUCGGUCGCAUCCGCCAGUUCCGGGUGCAGGUGUACUUGGAUUGUCGGCCGGGAAAGUUUAUGUUCUGGCCUUUCUUUGAACGAGCCUGGCGUCAACAACCCGAUCACCAAGGCGGAGCAGUGUUAGACGUCGGGGUCCACCAUGUAGCGGCGAUGCGGUAUCUGCUGGGUGCCAGAGAGAGCGAUCGCAUCACACAGGUGAGUGCGCUGGUGGGCCGGUUUGCGGAUGCGCUGCCGCCGGUGGACACGGUGGACGCGGUGCUGCGGACUGAGUCCGGGGCGCAGGGGACUUUUCAGUUUUCUAUGUGCUCGAGUUUGACGGAAAGUGGGUGGACGGUGGUUGGGGAGAAAGGCCACGUGCGGGUUAACGAGGAUGUGGUGGUGGUGACUGUGGAGGACGAGCAGGAGAUGGAGGCGAAACGGCCGUCGGAGAAACUGGCGGUGGUGAAGGAGAUUCGUGCAUGGGGAGCGGCGUUGGUGUCGGGGGAGUUCCAGCCAGAACAGCGGCCGGAGGAAGCAUUGGCGGAUCUGGAAGUGAUUGAGUUGAUGCUGAAGAGUGGAGAGGAGAACGGGGUGCCGCAGACCACGAUGUAUCAGAUUGUCUAA